This is a messenger RNA of Chaetomium strumarium, 1530 nucleotides long. RefSeq lists its product as uncharacterized. The coding region runs from base 1 to 1530 and encodes 509 amino acids. Lineage: Eukaryota; Fungi; Ascomycota; Sordariomycetes; Sordariales; Chaetomiaceae. The record is from RefSeq and is a predicted model, not a curated record. The transcript has a single exon.
AUGGGCUCCCAGCAGACUACACCAAAACUACAGUCACGCGAUGCAUCGCCCUCUCCACGGGUUGACACCACUGAAUCCGCCAGCUCGUUGCCGACGAGUGCGGAUACGGAGCAUCCUGAGGUUACGCCCAUAGCGCCUUUGAAUCCUCGCCGCGCAACGCCAGAGGUUAGCACCAUGUCGCAGCCGGUUUUGUCGCUUCCGCCAUUCGAAACGGGUUCAACAUUACAGGCGUCAACUGAUUCGCCAGUCAAAGAUAGCGACAUGUUGAGCGCGGAGAUCAUUAAGUCCCUCAGCCCCGGCCAAGAAGUUGCCAGUGGGACAGAUGUUGUUGAAGGGUCCACGGCGACGUACAAUGCUCCCGUCGCCGAUCCCACCCGUGAGAGCAGUUACCUCGGAGAUGUCUACGGUGAUUAUUGGGCGACAACCGAGGACAAGGCCGAGCCCAGCGUGCUCACGUCGGCCAGGGCGGAUGAGCCAGGAAAGGCGGCGCAGAAUCACCCACCUCCAUCACCGAAUGCCCCGGCAGAUAACCAGGCAGUGGUUGAAAGCAAACGAGGUUCAACCAGCUCGUCCAUUCCCUCUAUCAACACGCUGGCUAAAAGUCCCGAAGUCCAGGCUGAGACGGCGACCGAAAGCGGAGGGCUCCGCAGACGCUUCUCAUGGGAAGCGGCUCUAGAGGGCUCGGUUCCCGUAGGUCUCUCGUCUCCGGGCGCAGCACUCUUCACUGAGCAGAAGGCUCUCGGUUCCGGCGCCGAAACCGUGAGUACACCGACAACGAAGCCCACCGCGCCAGAGACCGAGCCAUCGCGGCCGGCCCAAUAUGCCGAAGGUAUGAAGUCGGCAGACGACCUCCGAGCCGAGUCUGCUCCUGAACUGCUCGGCCCAGCUCCCUCUACAGACCGUCGGAGAGAAUCACCCUCGCCCCUCUCUGUCCUGUCGGACGAACGGAAAGAAUCAAAGCGGUUGUCUCUCGCAGAGGAGAAGAUCGUACUUCAGCCCGACCUUCCUUCCCCACCGCUUGAACAACACCCUGUCUUUGCUACUGUUCAGGAGUCGCGACGGGCCGAGCCGGCGACUCCUCCUUCUCCGCAAAACCUUCUAGGUUUCCGAACUAUCAUGGAGAUGUCCUUGGCCUCGGAGCGUAUCAAACAUUACAAGGAGACGCGAUGGCAGUUCUCCGCGGUUGACACGGGCCUCGACGACUGGCUGAAGGCGAUGCUGUCUCGGCAUCCGGAGCAUGCCAAUGCUGUAAUGUCCUACGCCAGCGCAGCGGCAUCCCAGGCACAGCAUGGCAGUCAGGGGGCAGCGCCGGCCUCAGGCCAGGGUGCAAGGGCGCCAGCACACUUACCUAUGGCUCACCUCCAACACAGCCUGGGCGGGCUCGGACAUUCGAGUAACCAGAUGGGUGCGAAGAGCAAGGAGCUUUUGAUGGCUGCUGGCAAGGCUGGGAAGGGAUUUGGUAAAGGUUUACUAAGUAAGGGGAGAAGCAAGCUCCGUGGAACGGGGGACAAAGUGUUUUCGAGUUCAUAA